Lottia gigantea (owl limpet) is the source of this 1255-nucleotide messenger RNA. RefSeq lists its product as hypothetical. The record is from RefSeq and is a predicted model, not a curated record. The transcript is spliced from 6 exons. NCBI's taxonomy places the organism in Eukaryota, Metazoa, Mollusca, Gastropoda, Lottiidae. The coding region runs from base 1 to 990 and encodes 329 amino acids.
AUGUUUCCGAAUGAAAAAGAACAGAAAACUUACAUACUAGACAAACAAAUGACCAGUUAUAGGAAUGACGAUAUAUCAGAAAUGUACAUGUAUCAAUCAUUUAUAAAGCUGUUGAUAUUGGGUAUAUUUUGUAAAGAUGUAUCGUGUAACUGCGUUAACCAACGACCUGAUGCAGAAUGUGAUGCUCUGGCAGCUCAAGGAAUGUGUUUAUUGAACCCUGCAUUUACCAAUUGUCAAUGUUCUAAGUCCUGCUAUGCACCACUAUACUGUAGUAUACACGGUAAUUUAGAUCGAUAUUGUGAUUGUAUAAGUACAGCACCUCAUUGUGAUACAUCACCAAGUAUAGUAUCUUCCUGUCCAACAACUUGCCAAUAUAGAGCUGCAACCACAUGUCCAACACCAGCAGUAAAUCACGUUGUGUUUUCUGCCGCUCCACCUUAUAAAUAUGGUGAUAUAAUCAACAUGACCUGCGCCCAUGGAUUUAAUAAAGUUGGCGGAUCAGCUGGUACGAGGUUUUGUAAUGUUGGUGGUUGGUGGUAUAAUAGUCCAAUUGAUGGAGAGGCCCCAAUUUGUCAAGAGAGGGUAGUGUACCGAUGUACUCACAUUGUUCAAAUACCAUAUGCUGUACCAUCUGUACCAAUAGCAGAACCAGGUACCGUAGUAACCUAUAUAUGUCAAGAGAAAUCGGUUAAACUUGGUGGAGGUUCAGGAACUCAUAUUUGUAAUGAGGCUGGAUUUUUAUCUGAACCGAGUUAUGAUACUCGUCCUUUUUGUAGAGCUACAGAAGUCAAGUAUAAAAAGAAUUCAGCAUACACUAUUCACGAACAAAGUCUUCAAAAAUUGACAGCAAGAAGUUCACUGGAAUGCAGUCUAGCAUGUUUAUAUAACUAUUAUUGUAUAGGUUAUAGUUUUAAUGCAGGAGUUUGUAGUUUAAAUAAUAAUGGUAAUGGUUAUCCUCAAAUUACAACUAUAUACUCCAAGUUACUAUAGAGUCCUGGACUCUUAAAUCUCAAAAUAGACCCUGAGACUAUACCAGAACUCUAGUUGGUGGAUAAAAACAAUCUAAAGGUGUGUUUGAAAUUAUGUCAAAGCCCUUGUAAAUCUUAGUUUGAUUCUAUUUUUAUCUUCAACAGUUUCCACCUACUUUUAGCAAUGAAGGUUUUGGAAUCAAAUUUUCAUUUCAAAAUGUCUAAUUUAUGAUUCACAAUCUGCUUAUUCUUUUCUUACAUCUGAUAAAUAAACAAACACUAUUCUU